AGUCACCACAGGAUGUGUUUUUAAGUUUUAGAAAGUAUGCCCAUUAUUUCCGUUCCCAUAAGAGAGUUUUACAAUUUAUGUAAAGUAAGGUCUUGGUGGUACCUCGGCCCUGUCUGGUGGUGUGACUACAUGAUUCGCAGGAUGGAAUGCCACAUUUAAAAUGCAGGCUCAGAUUAGAAGCUCCCAAAAAUUGGAAGAAUGCUAAUGUAGAGUCUCCUUGGCCUGCCAAGGAUCAUCCUGCAUGAAAAUACAGCUCUGAGGUAAUUAUGGAUCUGAUCAACUCUACCAAUCACCUGAUCAAUGUGUCUACUUUAGUAAGAAACACUUACCUUGUAGCUCCUGCCUCAAAAAUGAUUGUUGCCCUCUCUUUGUUCAUUUCAUGUAGCAUCGGUACAAUCGCCAAUGGCCUCUAUUUGUGGGUGCUAAAAUUCAAGAUGAAAAAGACUGUCAAUACUCUCUUAUUUUUUCAUCUCAUUCUCUCAUAUUUUAUUUCAACAUUGAUUCUGCCAUUUAUGGCCACCUCCUUUCUUCAAGACAAUCAGUGGACCUUUGGAACUGCACUGUGCAAGGUCUUCAAUGCCACUUUGUCUGUGGGAAUGUUCUCUUCUGUUUUUUUCCUCUCGGGCAUUAGUCUUGAUCGUUAUCUUCUCACCCUUUACCCAGUGUGGUCCCAGCAGCACCGCACCCCACGCUGGGCUUGCAGCAUUAUCCUGGGAGUCUGGAUAUCUGCGACUGCUCUCAGCCUGCCCUAUUUGGUUUUCAGGGAGACACAUCGUGACCAUAAAGGAACAGUGACCUGCCGAAAUAACUAUGCUGUGUCUACCAACUGGGAAAGCAAAGAGAUGCAAACAUUAAGGCAAUGGAUUCAUAUAGCCUGUUUCACCAGUCGCUUCUUGCUGGGCUUCCUUCUGCCUUUCUUCAUCAUCAUCUUUUGUUACAAAAGUGUAGCCAGCAAGAUGAAAGAACGAGGCCUGUGUAAAUCCAGCAAGCCCUUCAAAGUCAUGAUGACUGCCAUUAUCUCUUUCUUCGUGUGUUGGAUGCCCUACCAUGUACACCAGAGCUUAAUUCUCACCAAGAACCAGUCAUUACUUUCAGAACUGAUUCUGGUACUUACAGCGCUAACCACUUCUUUCAAUACUGUCUUUUCUCCCACACUCUACCUAUUUAUUGGAGAGAACUUCAAAAAGGUUUUCAAGAAGUCCAUUCUUGCUCUGUUUGAGUCAACGUUUAGUGAGGAUUCUUCUUCAGAAAGGACACAAAACCUGAAUUCAGGAAACUAAAUUUAAAUUCUGAAUCCAUAAGGAACGUAAUUUGUCAGUUGUACCACUAGAAAUAUACCCUCUGCUUUUAUAUCCUAUAGUCUCUGUACUGGAGAGACAUCUGGGCUAUACUAUAGAUAGAUCUAUGAGUAUUAUAAUAAAAGAGCUGCAAGUAAACAAGCAAUAGAUUAUGUUGUAAAUGUGUUUUGUUAAAACUGUUUUCAUCGUGGUCAAAAAAAGUUAUAUAACAUAAAAUUUGACAUUUUCACCAUUUUUAGUGUAUAUUUUAGUAGCGAUAAUUAUAUUCACAUCGUUAUGCAACUAUCAUGACUAUUUCCUAAACUUUUCUUCACUCUAAGAAGAAACUCUGUAUGCAUUAAAUAAUAACACCCCAUUCCCCAUUCUCCCAGGCCCUAGUGAUCUCCAAUCUACUUUCCAUCUCUUUAAAUUUUCCUGUUCUAGACAUUCUAUAUAAGUGAACUUAUCCAAUAUUGAUCUUAUGACUGUCUUAUUUCACUUAGCAUAAUGUUUUCAAGAUUCAUCUAUGUUGUAUCUUCAAAACUGCAUUCUUUUUUGUUAUACUGUUUUUUUCUCUGAUUCAUGAUACAUGCGGACAUAAAUGUGACAGUAAAAGGGAGAAAGAGAGAAUGAGAGAGAAAUGAGCACCCUCCACAGGCUCUGGUCACACCAUGAUCCCCUCCUCCAGUCCUGCAGCCCACUGGAUCUUGCACACUCACAUACAUGCCCCAUACAGUUCAGGUCAACCAGGCCAGGGAAUCAAAUCGCAAUUGCCAUGUGGGCUCCAUCUCUUGAGCAGCACAUUACCUAUGCUAGGGAGCCAGUCCUGCAUUCCUUUUCACUACUAAAUUAUAUUCCAUUAUAUGCAUAUACUACAUUUUGAAAAUUCACUCAUUUGUUGAUGGACACUUAGGUUGUUUCUACAUUUUGACUAUUGUGACUAAUGUUAUUAUAAACAUUUAUAUGCAAGUGUCUGUAUGAGUCCUUGUUUUCUGUUAUUUUAGGUAUAUGUCUAAGAGUAGAAUUACUGGCUCAAAUGGUAAUUCUAUAUUGAAUGUUUUGAGAAACCAUCAAACUUUUCUAUUGGGUCACUGGAAAAGUCAUGACACAU
Molecule: messenger RNA, 2388 nt
Organism: Tupaia belangeri chinensis (Chinese tree shrew)
Lineage: Eukaryota; Metazoa; Chordata; Mammalia; Scandentia; Tupaiidae
Gene: GPR33
Product: G protein-coupled receptor 33
Exons: 3
Coding region: 267-1280 (337 amino acids)
Biological process (GO): inflammatory response; complement receptor mediated signaling pathway; phospholipase C-activating G protein-coupled receptor signaling pathway
Cellular component (GO): plasma membrane
Molecular function (GO): complement receptor activity; G protein-coupled receptor activity
Source: RefSeq, a predicted model, not a curated record